Molecule: messenger RNA, 1138 nt
Organism: Manihot esculenta (cassava)
Lineage: Eukaryota; Viridiplantae; Streptophyta; Magnoliopsida; Malpighiales; Euphorbiaceae
Product: probable 2-oxoglutarate-dependent dioxygenase AOP1
Exons: 3
Coding region: 73-1023 (316 amino acids)
Molecular function (GO): dioxygenase activity
Source: RefSeq, a predicted model, not a curated record
ACUGUGAAGUGCACUCUAAGCAUUUUCUUGCACAUUCUCAGAUUUUCUUACCCAAACAGAAAGAAAAACAACAUGGGUUCUGAAGGAUCCAUUAACCUCCCAAUGAUUGAUUUCUCUCGCUCAGAAUUAAGGCCAGGCUCCAGCACCUGGGACUCGGUGAAAUCCCAAGUAGCAAAAGCUGCUGAGGAGUAUGGUUGCUUCCAGGCUCUGUUCAACAGAAUUCCUCAUGAGCAACGAAAAGGAAUGAAUGGAGCAAUGGAAGAGCUGUUGCAAUUGCCUUUAGAAACGAAACAGCGCAAUGUUUCUGAAAAACCUUUUCAUGGUUAUCUUGGAUCAUCUUCAGCGAAGCCAUCAAUCUAUGAAGGCCUGUGCAUAAUUGAACCUGGAAUCUAUGACAACGUCGAGAGUUUCACCAAUGUCUUGUGGCCUGAAGGAAACAUAAAAAUAAGCAAAACUCUGCAUUUGUUCUCUCAACCUGUGGUGGAAUUAGAUCAAACAGUGAGAAGGAUGAUUGUGGAGAGCCUGAAUGUUGAGAAAUACUUGGAUGAGCACAUGAACUCGACUUACAAUCUUCUCAGGGUGGCCAAAUAUGAGGCACCCCAAACUACAGAGAAAAAGACAGGGCUCAUGGCUCACACAGACAAGAACAUAAUAAGCAUAAUCUGCCAAAACGAGGUUGAUGGGUUAGAGAUACAAACCAGAGAUGGAGACUGGAUCCCUGUGAAGUUUUCACCAGAUUCAUUUUUCAUCAUAAUCGGGGAAUCUUUCCAGGCGUGGACGAAUGGUCGACUGUAUAGCCCAUACCAUCGAGUUAUGAUGAGUGGAAGCAAGACAAGGUACUCUGCUACGUUCUUUUCGACCCCAAAGGAAGGCUACAUAAUAAAAGCUUUAGAAGAGCUAGUGGACGAAGAGCACCCCUUGCUGUAUAAGCCAUUUGAUUACAGUGAAUAUCUUAAACGCCGUUUUGCAGAUCAUGGGAAGAUCAAAACUGUUCCUGCUCUGAAAAAUUAUUUUGGGGUCUAAUAUAUUUUCGCCAUGUUAAUUCUGAUUCAAGGGUGAAGUAAUGUCUAUAAUUAUUGCAUCUUCAAUUUUAUAUUAUCAGUCAUCAUUAAUAAAAAUUUAUACCCAGUUGUGAAUU